This is a messenger RNA of Pygocentrus nattereri (red-bellied piranha), 5857 nucleotides long. RefSeq names its product sema domain, transmembrane domain (TM), and cytoplasmic domain, (semaphorin) 6A (gene sema6a). The coding region runs from base 312 to 3278 and encodes 988 amino acids. Gene Ontology annotation, molecular function: chemorepellent activity; semaphorin receptor binding. The transcript has 19 exons. Lineage: Eukaryota; Metazoa; Chordata; Actinopteri; Characiformes; Serrasalmidae. Gene Ontology annotation, biological process: negative chemotaxis; neural crest cell migration; axon guidance. The record is from RefSeq and is a predicted model, not a curated record.
AAACAAAAGAGCCCGCUCCUCACACUCGGCUCUCCGCUUUGGCUCCUCCCAGUGUGUAGCGGGUGACAGCUGGGAGAGCUGCGUGCUGGUGAGAAGCCUUCAUCUCCAAAUAGGAUGAGCAGCCGCUUUGGUGCUCCGGAGCUACGAAUGGUUCGGACCGAUUCGCUGACGAGUUCUGUCGGAGCCGCACUUUGUUUCAGCUCACGGAUUUUUUCGAUACUUGGAUUUCCAAUGGAUAUUCCGAUGUGAAGAGGGGCGCGCUGACACGGCUGAAGUAAAGUAGUAAUCAGGAGCCAGUAGGCAGUGCAACAAUGAGGUCGGAGGCCUUGUUGCUGUAUUUCACCCUGCUGCAGAUAGCCGGGGCCGGCUUCCCAGAGGAUUCAGAGCCAAUCAGUAUUUCACAUGGCAACUAUACUAAACAGUACCCAGUGUUUGUUGGGCACAAACCAGGAAGGAACAGUACACAACGACACAAGUUGGACAUUCAGCUGAUUGUCAUAACGAACCGGACUCUUUACGUAGCUGCAAGGGAUCACGUAUAUACCAUUGACAUUGAAACAGCCAAUACGGAAGAGAUCUUUUUCAGCAAGAAACUGACAUGGAAGUCCAGGCAAGCUGACGUGGAUACUUGUAGAAUGAAAGGGAAGCAUAAGGACGAAUGCCACAAUUUCAUCAAGGUCCUUCUCCAGCAAAACGAUGACACCCUGUUUGUAUGCGGAACAAAUGCUUUCAACCCUUCCUGUCGAACUUACAAGAUGGACACCCUGGAUGCCCUUGGGGAGGAGAUUAGUGGAAUGGCCCGAUGCCCGUAUGACGCCAAGCAUGCCAACGUUGCCUUGUUUGCUGACGGAAAGUUGUACUCUGCCACGGUCACUGACUUUCUGGCCAUCGACGCUGUCAUUUAUCGCAGCCUAGGAGACAGCCCAACCCUGCGCACCGUCAAACAUGAUUCAAAGUGGCUAAAAGAGCCCUAUUUUGUCCAGGCAGUGGAUUACGGCGACUUCAUUUACUUUUUCUUUCGGGAAAUCGCCAUGGAGUACAACAGCAUGGGAAAGGUGGUGUUCCCACGAGUGGCACGAGUAUGUAAGAAUGAUCGUGGUGGCUCCCAGCGUGUGCUGGAGAAGCAGUGGACAUCUUUCCUAAAGGCCCGGCUCAACUGCUCCAUCCCUGGAGACUCGCACUUCUACUUCAACAUCCUGCAGGCCGUCACUGAUGUCAUCCACAUUAAUGGGCGAGAUGUUGUCAUGGCAACCUUCUCCACGCCAUUCAACAGUAUUCCAGGCUCAGCCGUCUGCGCCUACGACAUGGCAGACAUUGCUACGGCCUUCACAGGCCGCUUCAAAGAACAGAAGUCCCCUGAUUCCACCUGGACCCCUGUGCCUGAGGAGAAGGUGCCUAAGCCAAGGCCAGGAUGCUGUGCUGGGUCACCGUCAGUGGAGAAGUACAAAGUGUCCAAUGAAUUCCCUGAUGACACGCUGAACUUCAUCAAGAUGCACCCUCUGAUGGACGAGGCAGUGCCCUCCAUCGCCAACCGCCCUUGGUUUCUCAAGACAAUGGUUCGAUAUCGGCUCACGCGCAUAGCAGUGGAUAACGCCGCCGGCCCUUAUAGCAACUACACUGUCGUUUUCCUGGGCUCGGACAGGGGCAUCAUCCUCAAGUUUCUGGCGAAAAUGAGCAGCGGCUUCCUCAACGACAGCCUCUUCCUGGAGGAGCUGAGCAUCUACAACCCUGAGAAGUGCAGCAUCGACGGCAUAGACGAUAAGCGCAUUAUCAGCAUGCAAAUCGACAGCAAGAGCCAAUCUCUCUUUGUGGCAUUCACUUCCUGUGUGGUCAAGGUUCCACUGUCACGGUGUGAGCGACAUGGGAAGUGCAAAAAGUCCUGCAUUGCCUCCAGGGACCCAUACUGCGGCUGGGUAUCAGAGGGAGCCUGCAGAGAAGUCGUCUCCAGCACAAAAUGGUCAUUCGAGCAGGACGUGGAACAGGGCAACACAGAUGGACUGGGAGACUGCCAAAACUCCUUUGUGGCUUUAAAUGCAGGCCGCUCCUCCUCCACCUUUCUCAGCACUGCCCAGCCCGCCAGUGGGCCCUUGGGACAGGGCCGCAUGGUCGAGCCCAAGGAGUCACCCCUGCCCACCGAUAAGAGGGACCCUUAUAUCGCAGUGCCCUCUCUAACCCAGCAGGAGUCCACUGGAGUGAUUCGCGAAAGCUUCCAGAAAGGUCGGGAUCAAAUGGUCCCCAUCACUCUACUGGCCGUUGCUGUGAUCCUGGCCUUUGUCAUGGGUGCUGUCUUCUCAGGCAUCAUUGUAUACUGCGUGUGCGACCACCACCGGCGGCGGGACUUUGAGCUCACUGGACGCAAGGACAAGGACUCUGUCAACUCCAGGCGUGGCUCUAUGAAUAGCGUCACCAAGCUGACUGGCCUGUUUGAGACGCAGGCCAAGGAUGGCCGUCCCGAGGCUAUCCUUGCACCUUUGAUGCACAACGGCCGUCUGACCAACGGCAAGACACUCAUCAAGGCUGAGCAGCACCAUCUGGACCUGGCCGCUCUACCCACUCCAGAGUCCACCCCUAUGCAGCCACGCCGCAAACCAAGCCGGGGGAGUCGUGAGUGGGAGCGGAACCAGAACCUGAUUAACGCUUGCGCCAAAGACCUAGCCUCCAUGGGUUCACCGGUGAUUCCAACUGACCUGCCGCUGAGGGCCUCACCAGGCCACAUCCCAAGUGUAGUGGUGCUGCCUUUACAACAGCACCAGCAUCAGCAAGCCUACCAGCACGAGUAUGUGGAACAGCCACACUUGCCUGAAGACCAGGCCGCCACUCUGGAGUACAAAGCCAUCAAAAGUCCUUGCCACAGCCUUGCCAUGUCAGAUGGUGAUGGGAUACCGCCUCGAGUUCCACAGCGGGAGGCCUCCCUGGCUGCUGUAGUGCCGCCAGCAGUUCCACAAAUGGGCAAAAGGCUAGAUCUUUAUGGGCGCGGCUACCCAGCAGGCUCCAGCAAGCAGAAGAAGCAGCACAACACUAACUCCUCCAACUCCUCCCACUUGUCAAGAAACCACAGCUUUGGCCGGGCCGAGACUCCGCCACCAGCCCCCCAGAGGGUGGACUCCAUGCAUCUUGCAUCCCCUCCACCAGUGGGCCUCUCGCGACACUCCAGCCUCAGCUCCUAUGGCUCCCUGCCUCGCUGCGGUGGCUCCAGGCACCUCAAACCUGACGUCCCACCUAAACCCUCACAGGUCACCCUCUCUGCAAAAGUCAAGUCCAGUGACUCAUGCACAUAAAUCAGUGUAAGGGUAAAACAGGGGGAUACACAAAGUGCAUCUGCGUUGUACAGCUGUGUACAGGAAAUGCAACUCACUGUUUUUUUAAGAAAACAAACAAAAAAACAACGUUUUUCAUAUAUAUAUAUGUACGUGUCAAGCUCAGGCUGUUGACUUCCGGCUCCCUCAACGGUGAGAGAUGGAACACCUGCUACUGAAAAGAGAAGGAAUCUCUCUCGAAUCUUUCAUCGCUGAGCCGCAUGGUGCUCCGUAGGGUGUUUUUUUAUUUCAACAUGACAGUAUGUCAGGCUGAGGACACGGCCACGUCGCAACUGAUGUUUUGUUUUCUUAACAGACUGCCAAAAGCACAUCACGGAGAGGAGUGUAAUUGUAUAGUUCUAAAGCUGGGAUAUGGCCCAGUUCAAAAGCACUAGGACGCAGCAAGCUCAGAGUGGAACAACAGCUGGUUUACAAUGGAAAACUGUGAAAUAAGAAUAAGAAAAAAAAGAUUCUCAAUGCCUCUCAGUGUUGCAGCUACUGGACACAGCAAUCAUGUUCUGCCUUUAGCGAGGUCUGAAAAAUCGUCUACUGUAACUGGUGACUGAUUAAUCCGUGACUGUUAGUACUAAUAGCUGGUUGUAUUUAUUUUUUAAUAAAGUGCUUUCAAAGAAAGACUGACUCUUUUUAGGCUCAGAGAGAGAGAGAACUUUUUAAUUUUAAUUAAUCAUGUGUGAAAUUAUUUAAAGUCAUUCAACUGGAGCCAGUACAACUUUUUCUCGGUGAAAAAAAAAAUCCUCUAACUUCUUUGGGACGUUGCUAAGAGAACUCGGAGAGAAUUAAGGUCUCUGCAUGGAGGAGAUAUUUAUUGAACUGUGCCAGAGGAGCUCAGGAAGGGCUCUGAACUUGCAGCACCCCAAGAUGAACCUCCUUUUUUGAAAAAAAAGAAAAAAAAUGGAUAGAAAAGGAAAGAAAGGAAAAAAAAAAAUCCUCAAACUGGAACUCCUGGAUCGCACCCUCACCUCUCCAUGGGCAUCUCCUUUCAGCACUGUGGAUUGUGUCAGUAACUUCUGCUCCUAAUGGCCACAGCUUCACUGAGUGCCAUUCUGGUUCACCUUUUCGCAUGAAAUUGUGCAAAACUAAAAAGAAUAAGAAGAAGAACAGCAACAAAAAGUCCCAGAUAAUCCUGCACUUAAAACACACAGCAAGACAAAUGGGUGGAUGUUGGCAAUCGGCCAGCAUGAAGGGGGAACGUUUCGUUUUUUUUUAUUUGGCAGGUAUCAAAAGUAUCAUUUUCUAGUCUCAUCUUCACACAGGUCCUUUCAUUGUACUACAUCUGUUUGGUAGCCUGCUUUUUUUGUUUUCUUCCACGUGUAAAUUUGUGCCUUACACCCCUGAGUAGUGAAGUUUGUUAGCUGUUAAUUGUUACAUUGUAGUUCUUAUGAUUACGUAUUUCCCUCGUUUGAUGAAAAAGCAAUUAAAGAAUGUAGGUGUUCUUGUUGUUCAUUCUACUCCCUUUGGAAAUAUUGGGUGGGAGGGCAGGGGCUAACCACGAACUUUGUGAUUGAUUGAUUUCUGAUUGUGCCAAUGAAAUGCUUGAAUUUCCCUUUUGUUGUGCUGGCAGUGUUGUCCAUGUUGUUUUUGUUUUGUUUUUGUUUUUCUGUUUGUCUUUAUUUUUCACAGUCCUGACGGUGUUUCUACUUUCAUUUGACCAUAUGCUGAGUUAACCGGUGUAUUCUUGAGAAGGCCUCCUUGGUUCUGGUACAAUGCAAUAGGAUAAUAGCUAACAUUUAAGCUACAAAACUAAUGUCAACCCCCCCCUCACCCCAAGUGCUUAAGUCUCCUAAUAUUCAUAAUAAAACUCAGUUUCUAGGCAGCAAAUACAGGCUGGCUCCUGUGAAGAGAAGCACUUGAAAAUGUUAGGGAACAUAUUAAUGCUUUCAAUGUUUAUGACAGAUGCCGACUAAUAUAAUUUCUUAACUCUAUCAUAUUAUGUAAAAUGGGGGGUUUUAAAUGUCUGAUUUGGGUAUUUAACUGUUUUCCUCGACAUAUACUUUAUGGCUCACCUCUUUCCCAAAGGCACCAGGCACUGCUGCGUAGUCUUUGAAAACUGGUGAGUUUUCCACUGUUUCCGACAGCAGUUCCUUCCAAAAACGUAAGCAACCCAUCAAUCAGAGUGAAAGGAUGGGUUAAAGUAGAAUCUCCACCCUUCCUGGCCUUUGGGCAUGUGGCUACUUGGACUAACAUGUACAUAGAUGCUUGUAGGGUCAGACUGCGUUGACCGUCUCGGAUCAGAUUAGGAGUAAUAAAGGGACACUCACACUCACUCCUCUUUGCAUCUCGGCCCACAGGUUUUGAUGGCAUUCGUGGACAGUGGGCCCUUUGGUGUGCCUUUUGUCUUUCACCCCUUUUUGCUAAACACUGCUAGAGGCGAACCGAGUUGGAAAUUUUCAAAAUCGUUUGAAGUUUGUAUGCCUGUAAGAUAUUGUUCUGUCACAAAGUUUUUUUUUUCUUGCCCUUCUCCAAGUUCCUUAACAUCUGAUUCACAGGUAAAUGUAUGUUGUAAAGAAAUUCUCUUUAAUAAAUGAAAAAAGUAAUAAAAA